CUUCCUCCCCGCACCAUGGCCGCCCCGCUGGGAUUCAAUCCCCCUAGGAAAGACUUCUCGUCGUGCAAGGAGCUUCCCUCGGUCAUGCUGACGAGCGAGAAGACUGGCUGCUGGUCGCACCUGGGCCAGGUGUCGGGAAACCACAACAGGGGCGCAGCGCGGUACAAGGAGCUGAGCCAGAGACUGAACCUCGGCCCCGGUUGUGAGCUGCUGGGCACGGCGGCGCGCCAGUUGAUGCGCACGCUGGGCGUCCGCAACGAGCUCUCGCGCACGGAUCGGGACGACUUCGUGAGCGUCUUCAAGGA
This is a messenger RNA of Prorocentrum cordatum, 305 nucleotides long. Lineage: Eukaryota; Dinophyceae; Prorocentrales; Prorocentraceae. The record is from the annotation of a GenBank genome assembly.